AUGCUCACAGCCAGCGCAUCGUCAUCAUCCUUACCUCAAAAUUCUCGAUCCUUUGCUCUUUCAAAAAAAGUAAGCAGUGCCCAUGCACUUCCACCUUCAUAUCGGUCACUCAUGACAACUGAUGAUUCAAGGAUUCUUGAUUUCUAUGUUGAUGAUUUUGAUGUCGACACAGAUGGAAAAAGAUUUAUUUGGCAGGGUAUCUGCAAGUUUCCUUUUAUUGAUGAAGAGCGCCUUCUUGAUUCAACAAAAAUGAUUAAGAAGGAACUGACUGAAAGAUCCCAUCUCUCCAACGGAUCAAUGGAUGACCACAAUCGUGGUUCGGGGCAGAUGAUGGAUGGAACCCAGAUCAAUAUAGAUGUAACUGCAGUUGGGGCUAUAAUUGCUUUGGGUCUAAUGUACUUAAAGACUGCUGAACACUUAGACUUUGAAAAGCUGACUGGUGGCCACAUGGAAGUUGAAAAGCUGACUGUGGCAACUACUGCUGCUGCUGGACACCUGGAAGUUGAGAAGCUGAUUGUGGCAUAG
Lactuca saligna is the source of this 525-nucleotide messenger RNA. The record is from the annotation of a GenBank genome assembly. Lineage: Eukaryota; Viridiplantae; Streptophyta; Magnoliopsida; Asterales; Asteraceae.